This is a messenger RNA of Xylaria bambusicola, 1114 nucleotides long. RefSeq names its product acyl-CoA N-acyltransferase. Gene Ontology annotation, molecular function: acyltransferase activity, transferring groups other than amino-acyl groups. NCBI's taxonomy places the organism in Eukaryota, Fungi, Ascomycota, Sordariomycetes, Xylariales, Xylariaceae. The record is from RefSeq and is a predicted model, not a curated record. The transcript is spliced from 2 exons. Bases 94 to 798 code for a protein of 234 amino acids.
CAUUUUGUGUUUAAUAAGGUCUCAAUGCCUUAGCUAUUUCGUCGCCAGGAAUCUAGUCUCCCACAUAAUCCCUACCCGUCGUAAUCCUCAGUCAUGGCGUUGAAGCUUCAAGAAAUUGACCCCGAAAAAGAUUUCCCGGCACUAGCCAGAUGCCUGUUUGAAUCUUACGAGGAUCCUCCACAAAAAUUUUUCCAUGUCUUUUUCCCGAUCCAUGGUACUGGAUCCGAGGCCCGUGAGGAGGCCAUCAAGGAGGCGGCCGAUCGUUUGAAAUUAUGGCAUACCCAUGACCCUUCGAGUUAUUGGCAGAAGGUUGUCGAUGAAAGCACUGGGAAGAUCGCAGGGGGCUCUCUUUGGAACAUCCACGAGCAAAAUCCAUUCGCCAACCCCCCUGCCUCGGCACCAACUUGGUUUCCAGACGAUGGAUCCCGCAGAUUCGUCGAGAAAGCGCUUGAGAAUCAUAGUCGGCCGCGGGCCACGGUAGCGCAGAAGCCCCAUCUCUACCUCUUCAUCAUCUUCACACAUCCAGAUUACCGCCGCAAGGGAGUUGGACAACAAUUCAUGGACUGGGGUAUGAAGAAGGCUGAUGAGAAAGGAUUCGACUUCUACUUAGACUCUACCCCAUAUGGAAGGCCAUUAUAUGAGGCAAAUGGGUUCACCUACCUCGAAGAGAAUGUAAACAUCCCAAAAACUGAGAAUCCGGAUGAGAAAUGGAAGGAAGUGGAAGACAAAGUCGGUCCUUUCACGUUCUGGCUCAUGGUGCGGCCUUUUGGCGGCAGCAAAUCUUCAUCCGCCGAUUAAGGAUGAUGUCGAGAUAAAGUUCUGAAACGUUCCGAUGAGUUGCGGACGACAUUAGUCAUCAAUACGAUGUUUUCCACGCGCUUGGGCCUUCCUAAAAUGGCAUGUGAUAAUGAUCGUGGUAUUGAAAAAGCAACGAUUUUUCAGUCACUUUCGUUUAUAGGUAGGACUUUAUCUCAGGCCAUUCACACUGUCAACGGUGAGUCAACUAUUCAAGUUGAAUUCUUUACAUGCAAAUAAAAUCACCAUAACGCUCCAGUUUGACAUACUCCCACGCCGCAUAACAGGUGGCUACAGUGGAACCUGAUAUCUUCAGAUA